Molecule: messenger RNA, 595 nt
Organism: Lolium rigidum
Lineage: Eukaryota; Viridiplantae; Streptophyta; Magnoliopsida; Poales; Poaceae
Exons: 1
Coding region: 84-440 (118 amino acids)
Biological process (GO): response to auxin
Source: RefSeq, a predicted model, not a curated record
GAAACACGUCCAAAGAAGCAGAGCAGUUCCAAGAAACAGAGCGCCGAGCGAAGGACUCUCCCCGUCGACUCCGCCAUCCAUCCAUGGCCGGCUGCUGCGUCUUCCUCCGAUGGCCGUCCACCUCUUCUGCCUCCCGCCUCGGGUACCACGCCAUCGACGACGAGGCCGGCCCGCCCCCGGCGACGGUCACGGUGGUCGUCGGGAAGGACCGGCGGGUGUUCGCCGUGGACCAGCUGGUGCUCGACACCUACCCGUUCCGGGUGCUCCUGGAGACAGCGGCGCGGAAGGAGGAGCGGCGGGGCAAGUCCCUGUUCGUGGACGUCGACGCCAUCCUCUUCGAGCACAUACUCUGGCUCGCCCGCUGCCACGACCGCUCAGCUGUUUCCCUCCUCCAGCCCGACCUCAAGGAGAUCAUCGACUUCUACUCCCAGGAAGCUUGAUCGACUCUGACCCUGAUCCUAAUUCGGUCGGCGCGUCUGCUGAUUGAUUGAUCAUAAUUUUUUUUUUCUCUUUUAUAAUUCUUUCAUUUUUUUUCUUUUCAUAUUCUUCUCAUGCUAAUGUGCAUACUGAUGAAUCAAAUAUAUGUUACAAGUUA